Molecule: messenger RNA, 720 nt
Organism: Dendrobium catenatum
Lineage: Eukaryota; Viridiplantae; Streptophyta; Magnoliopsida; Asparagales; Orchidaceae
Product: pathogenesis-related protein 1
Exons: 2
Coding region: 81-554 (157 amino acids)
Biological process (GO): abscisic acid-activated signaling pathway; defense response
Cellular component (GO): cytoplasm; nucleus
Molecular function (GO): abscisic acid binding; signaling receptor activity; protein phosphatase inhibitor activity
Source: RefSeq, a predicted model, not a curated record
ACACUCCAUGAACACUACCAGCUCAACAAAGCACCAAAAACAAGCAAGAACGAAAGAAAAAAAAACUAAGUCCAGGAAAGAUGAGUUCAAGCUGGACAUUGGAGGUGGAGACCAAAGCUUCAGCAGCUGCUAUUUACAAGGCUGCUUUUCUUGACUGGCAUAAUCUCGGUCCUAAGCUCCUCCCUGAACUUAUCACUGGUGUUACUUUAAUUUCUGGAGGUGGAACGCCUGGGAGCAUCAGGCAGAUCAACUUCACCCCAGCGGUGCCUUUUGGCUUUGUGAAGGAGCGUCUUGAUUUAAUCGAUCGUGAGAAGCUUGAACUGAAGAUUUCUAUUGUGGAGGGUGGAGAUCUGGGCGUUAAGAUCGAGUCUGCAUCUACACACAUUAAAGUCGAGCCAAAAGGAAAUGGCUCCAUUGUCAAGGUGACUGGAACAUAUAAGGCCAUUGCUGGGGUUGAUAUUUCUGAGGAUACCAAGAAGGCCCAGGAAGCUUUCAUCAAGAGCAUCAAGGCAGUGGAAGAACACCUUAUAGCCAACCCUGGAGCCUAUGCUUAAAAACCCAAAAUUUACUUGAAUGAGAGUGUGUUUGGCAUUGUUGUGGUAAUAAGAAGGGUUGGUUUGUGUGUUAAGGAGAGUUGCUAUGAGAGUGCUUUUGUAUUGAAUAAGUCUAUGUUGUGGUUUAAUAUAAAUAAAGUGAAGCUUGCUACAAACAAAUAAGAAC